Messenger RNA from Glycine soja, 3223 nucleotides. RefSeq names its product disease resistance protein RPM1-like. The transcript is spliced from 2 exons. The coding region runs from base 131 to 2971 and encodes 946 amino acids. Lineage: Eukaryota; Viridiplantae; Streptophyta; Magnoliopsida; Fabales; Fabaceae. Gene Ontology annotation, biological process: defense response to other organism. The record is from RefSeq and is a predicted model, not a curated record. Gene Ontology annotation, molecular function: ADP binding.
UUAGCACUCAUUGUAGAUUCAAAAAUCUUCCUCUAACUGCAGACGUUAGAGAUCAAGAAAUUAAUACGUCUCAGACCACAAACUCUUGAUAUCACAAUACACACGAAGCUAAAGCUAGCUAUAGACUCAAAUGGCGGAAAUGGCAGUGUCCUUCGCUCGAGACAAAUUGCUUUCACUACUAAGCAAUGAAGCAAAACUCCUUUGGGACUUGCACACAGAAUUUGCAGAAAUAAAAACUGAACUGGAUUUCAUUCAAGCCUUCCUCAAGGAUGCAGAUAGAAGGGCUGAAGAAGAAGGAGACAGCACUAAUGAGGGGAUCAGAACAUUGGUUAAACAGUUGAGGGAAGCCUCUUUUCGCAUAGAAGAUGUGAUUGAUGAGUACUUGAUCUUUGUGGAACAACAGCCUGAUGCUCUUGGAUGUGCAGCUUUAUUCUUUGAGUGUGACAUUACACACUUCAUUGAAUAUUUGAAACGUCGCCACCAUAUAGCAUCAGAGAUUCAGCAGAUUAAGUCAGUUGUUGAUGGUAUCAUGCAGAGAGGUAAAAAAUAUAACUUCCUUAGACAACCUUCUGUAGAACAAGGACAGAGCAGUAAUGCAGGUAGCCAAAGUAUUCAGUGGCAUGACCCUCGAAUCGCUUCUCGUUACCUUGAUGAAGCUGAAGUUGUUGGCUUUGAAGGCCCAAGAGAUGAAUUGAUUGAUUGGUUAGUAGAGGGACCAGCAGAGCGCACUGUCAUCUCUGUGGUAGGAAUGGGAGGGCUUGGAAAAACCACUCUUGCCAGCAGAGUUUUCAACAACCAAAAGGUGGUUGGACACUUUGAUUUCCAUGCAUGGAUCACAGUGUCUCAAUCCUACACAGUGGAAGGGAUGAUGAGAGACUUGUUGAAGAAGUUAUGCAAAGAAAAAAGGGAGAAUCCUCCUCAAGAUAUUUCUGAAAUGGACCGAGAUUCAUUGAUCGAUGAAGUGAGAAACUAUUUGCAACAGAAGAGGUAUGUUGUCAUUUUAGAUGAUGUAUGGAGUGUAGAACUUUGGGGUCAGAUUAAAAGCGCCAUGUUUGAUAAUAAAAAUGGAAGUAGAAUAUUAAUCACAACUAGGAAGACAGGUGUUGUAGAAUCUUGUAAGAACUCUCCCUUUGAUAAGGUGCAUGAGCUGGAACCUUUAUCAUCAGAAAAAUCUAUGGAACUCUUUUAUAAAAAGGCAUUUCAAUUUGAUUUCAAUGGAUGUUGCCCAGACCAUCUCCUGAAUAUAUCUUCUGAAAUUGUUAAAAAAUGCAAGGGCUUACCACUUGCAAUUGUGGCUAUUGGUGGCCUUUUAUCUGGCAAAGAAAAGACUACAUUUGAAUGGGAGAAAAUUAGGCAAAGCCUAAAUUCAGAGAUGGAGAAAAACCACCAUUUAAUUGGUAUAACAAAGAUUUUAGGUUUCAGUUAUGAUGAUUUGCCAUACUACCUUAAAUCAUGCUUAUUGUAUUUUGGAAUAUAUCCGGAAGACUAUAAAGUGAAAUCAACAAGACUAAUUCGACAAUGGGUGGCUGAAGGAUUUGUAAAAGAUGAAGGAGGAAAAACUUUGGAAGAUGUUGCACAACAAUAUUUAGCAGAGUUGAUUGGUAGAAGUUUAGUUCAAGUGUCUUCUGUUACCGUAGAUGGAAAAGCCAAGAGUUGUCAUGUUCAUGACUUAUUAUGGGAUAUGAUCCUUAGAAAAUUUAAGGAUUUAAGUUUCUGCCAGCAUAUUAGUAAAGAAGAUGAGUCAAUGUCAAGUGGGAUGAUUCGGCGCUUAUCAAUAGCAACCAAUUCCAUUGAUUUAGUAGGGAGUACUGAAAGCUCACACAUCCGAUCACUACUUGUUUUUUCUGGCAAAGAAUCAGCAUUAACUGAUGAAUUUGUGCAAAGAAUCUCUAAGAAAUGCAGGCUAUUGAAGGUACUUGAUUUUGAAGAUGGUCGAUUGCCUUUUGUUCCUGAAAAUUGGGAAAAUCUAGUACACUUGAAGUAUUUAAGCUUAAGGCCGUUAGGGAUGGAAACUAAAAGUCUUACAAAAUUCAUUGGUAAGCUCCAUAACCUCGAAACGCUGGACGUAAGACAUGCAACUUCUAUGGAAUUGCCAAAGGAAAUUUGCAAGCUUACAAGGCUGAGACAUCUUUUGGGUGAUCAUAUGAGGUUGUUUCAAUUGAAAAAUAGUUUUGGAGACAUGACAUCCCUACAAACACUGCAUCAAGUAAACGUAGAUCCUGAUGAAGAAGAGCUAAUUAAUGAUGAUGAUGUUGUGGAGUUAAUCAGAGAAUUGGGAAAGCUGAAGAAUUUAAGGAGCUUAGGCUUGACUGGUGUGAAGGAAGGACUAGGAAGUGCUCUAUGUUCAUCAAUAAAUCAGAUGCAAAACUUGGAGAAACUACAUAUUCGCUCAGCAUCUAAUUUUUAUGGUUUUUAUAUGAUUGAUUUGCCUGUCAUUUCAUCCCUACCUAUGUUGCGGAAACUUAAGCUAGAAGGGAAGUUAAAUAAGUUUCCAGAGUGGAUUCCACAACUACAAAAUCUUGUAAAAUUGACUUUGAUAUGUUCCCACUUAACAGAAGAUCCAUUGAAAUCACUACAGAAUAUGCCACAUUUGUUGUUCCUCCGUAUUGGCCCCUUAGCCUAUGGAGGUGAAAGUUUGUAUUUUAAAGAUGGAGGGUUUAUGCAAUUAAAAGAACUGUAUCUCAGGUAUUUAUCUAACUUGAGUUCCAUCAUCAUCGAUAAAGGAUCACUGAAUUCUUUGGAAACACUACACUUUGAGGGAAUAGGUGCACUCAAGACAGUACCUUGUGGCAUCCAACACUUAGAAAAUCUUCUAGUUCUUCACAUACUUGACAUGCCAUCUGAAUUCGAGCAAUGCAUUGCUCCCGAAGGAGGACCAGAGCACUCAAGUAUACAACAUGUGCCCCUUGUAAGAAUUGCUACCAGUUUUGGAAGAAAACGCAUUAUUCAUCACUCAAAGUCAAGACAUUAGAAUUCAUAAAAAGGAAGUGGGGUUCCACUGUUUUGAAAUUUAGAUUCUCCGUGUUGCCCUUUCAACAAUGGCGCUGUAUCUUUUGUUUCAGAAUUGACUCUUCUUUGGUCCCUGCAUCAAACAAAAAAGUGGAAUUGUCUUUCAUUAACAAAGUCAUGUUUAUGACAGUUUGUGAUGUAUAAUAAUAUCUGAACAAUGUAUCUUUCAAAUAUUCUGAGAUCUUAUUUUUUUUAUUUGAUUUAUGUCUUUUGA